Cheilinus undulatus (humphead wrasse) is the source of this 1377-nucleotide messenger RNA. Its product is annotated as fMet-Leu-Phe receptor-like. Gene Ontology annotation, molecular function: G protein-coupled receptor activity; complement receptor activity. Gene Ontology annotation, cellular component: plasma membrane. Lineage: Eukaryota; Metazoa; Chordata; Actinopteri; Labriformes; Labridae. The transcript has 3 exons. Gene Ontology annotation, biological process: inflammatory response; complement receptor mediated signaling pathway; phospholipase C-activating G protein-coupled receptor signaling pathway. The record is from RefSeq and is a predicted model, not a curated record. The coding region runs from base 170 to 1231 and encodes 353 amino acids.
GAGGAUACACUCUACACACUUGGAUCCUACAUGAAACCAUUUAAAGUGACAUAGAGGGACUUUUGCAUGAGCAGAGUUCAUGAAGUGCGUCUUCAUCUCUCUCUCUGACCGCUGAGACUGAAGCAGCCGACCUCUGCUGAGAUAUCAGCCCCACACCUGCAGACACACAAUGUCUCCUAACGCCUCCCUCCACAUCACUGAGACUCCCCACAGCGACCAGAUGACGACUGUGGAGAUCAACCCCAUCAUGGACAACAUCGCCAGCGUCCUCUACACGCUGACUGUCGUACUCGGCAUCACCGGGAACUCCAUCGUCAUCUGGGUGGCUGGAUUCAAGCUCAAGCCUAAGGUCACCAAUGUGUGGCUGGUUAACUUGGCGAUAGCCGACCUGAUCUUCUGCUUCACACGAGUCUUCUCCCUCAUAAAGAAGCUCUUCUUCGACCACUGGCCCUUCGGCGUCUUCCUCUGCAAGUUCAACGGCUUCUUCAAGUACGCCAACAUGUUCUGCUCCGUCUUCCUGUUGGCUGUCAUCAGUCUGGAUCGGGUGCUGUGUGUGUGGCGGCCCAUCCUCACCAAGCAGCACCGCACCGUGCAGGCCGCCAGGUUAGUGGCCGUCUGUGUGUGGAUCUCCGCCAUCAUCUUCAGCACGCCUUACUUCAUCUACCGUAAUGUGUCCUUCGGGAAGAACAACUUGAGUAAGUGUUCGGUAGACUCCGAGGAGAAGGAGGGUGACAAUGGCGCCAAUCUGGCUCUCUACUCCAUCCGUUUCCUGUGUGGCUUCUUGUUGCCUUUUAUGGUCAUCCUCAUCUGUUACAUUCUGGCUGGGCUUGGCAUCCAAAGAACGCGCCUGUCAGGGAAGUCCCGCCCCCUGCGUAUACUAGCAUCAUUAGUGAUUGCAUUCUUCCUGUGCUGGGCGCCGUACCACUGCCUCCUGCUGGUGAAAAUGGUGGACAGUAAGAACCCCAUGUUGAAGAUCUGGCACCCUGUGACGUCCGGCAUCGCCUACUUCAACAGCUGUGUGAACCCGCUGUUGUACUUCUGCAUACUUCUGCAUUCGCGUAGACGUGAGGAGCGCUUCAGGCAGAGCCUGUCUGGCAUGUAUAAGAGAGCUCUGGCGGGCGACAUAGAUGUACAGACGACACAGUCAAACAAGCGCUCUUUGGAUGACAGCAUUGGGUCCAAACCCAGUCUGGCUGUGGGGAGGAGUCACGAGGCUGUGACUUAUUUCUGAACUGGGACUCAUUUUUUAUUGUUGAAAGGUGGACUUUUUCAUACUUCAUGAGCAAAAACGUCCUUAUUUGGUUUAUUUAGAGCAAAAUCCCCAGAAAUGAUUGUGACCCUCAAAUUCCACAUACUCUGUGUCUGCAGCAUUGCACG